UUUAAUCAAUCGAUGAUUUCUGAUUUACAAUUUACAUGACAGCCGAUUUUUGACAGCUAAAAAGAUUACACUGAAACGGGAAAUUUCGAGCAAAAUAAUGUAAUUAAUUUAUUUCAUACGAGCAGAACGCGUUGCCUAAAUAAAUAUUGUACACGUGUACGUUUUCUAGAGGUAAUAAUUAACAAUUCUAUUUCACAACAAACAGAAGUCAAGUUAUAAAAAUAGUGUUAUUAUAGGAGUGGAGUUGGGACACGUAAGUCUUUUGGUCAAAUGCGUGUUUUAAAAUUGAAAAAAUGAAGCGGUUUCAACUGUAUAUCUUGUGUUUAUGUGUUAUACUGUCGUCCGCUGAGUUAUUGGGUCCCGAAGCGCGUAAGAAAACUGAGAAAGAUGAGGAAGAGGAGCCAGCGGAAGGCACGGACAGUAAAUACGAUCGGGUCAGUGCGGAGUACUUCAAAGAGCUAAAAGAUGCUAUGAACAGGGAAAUUGUGAACCUCCAGGAGUAUACAGAAGCCCUCAGGAGUUCUAAAGAUGUACCAAAGGAAGAAGAAAUCAAUAAAGAUAGUCAUUUAGAUCAAAUGGAGUAUACUUUAAAGCUCCUCAAGAAGAGUUUCCUGAGGCACUCGGAGACAGCAUGGAUCAAUGACCCCAAGUCUGGGGAAAGCACUGAAAAUGAUGCUGAGAAAAUGGAAGAAAAUCCCCAGGACAUCUUGGACACGCUGCCUCCUUUACCAGAAGAAGAAGAAGCGGAGUUGUCUCCUGAGUUGAAAGAAGCUAAGGAGCUCUACGAUGUUGCCAUGGCGAAGUUAAACCGUCGCUCCCCGGACCUGCGCGGCGCCAUCCUGCAGAUCAAACAGGCCGCUGAUACCGGCUACGUGCCGGCUAAGAUCAAGUUAGCCUGGUCCUACCUGUUCGGGGAAGGUGUAGAGCUGGACCUGGAGAAGGCUAAGAAGAUAUUUGAAGUGCUCGCCGAAGAGGGAAAUGCUGAUGCUCAUGCUGGUAUGGGCUUCCUCUACGCAACCGGUAUCGCAGUCCCGGUGUCCCAGGCUAAGGCCCUGGUUCACUACACGAUGGGUGCUCUAGGAGACAGUGACUACGCACAGAUGGCGCUCGCGUACCGCUACUGGAGCGGCAACACCGUGCCCAGCUCCUGUCCCAAAGCCAUGGACCUGUAUAUGAAGGUGGCUUCCAAAGUGGCAAGUCAGGUGACAUUCAGCGGCGGUCCUGCCAUACAACGCACGCGGCUCAUCGACGAGGCGGAGGGCGGCGGGCCCGGCACGCUCGACACCGACCUCAUCGAGUACUACCAGCUGCUGGCUGAGAAGGGGGACGUGCAGGCGCAGAUCGGUCUAGGCCAGCUCCACUUCCAGGGCGGUCGCGGCGUCACGCUGGACAUCGGACGCGCGUUGCAUUACUUCCAACAGGCAGCUAAAGCUGGGAACUCGGUCGCACAUGCUUUCCUUGGAAAGAUUUACCUAGAAGGCGGUGACGGCAUCAAGGCUGACAACGAGACAGCGCUGAGGUACUUCCGUAAGGCAGCAGAACAGAACAGCCCGGUGGGGCAGAGCGGACUGGGCAUCAUGUAUCUACAGGGUCGCGGUGUCCCUAAGGAUACGUCAGCUGCCUUCAAGUACUUCACGAUGGCUGCGAACCAAGGAUGGGUGGAGGGACAACUGCAUCUCGGGUUUAUGUACUUUGGCGGUAUCGGCGUCCGUCGCGAUUUCAAGCAAGCCAACAAGUACUUCUCCCUGGCCUCGCAGACAGGCCACGUGCUGGCCCUGUACCACCUCGGACAGAUGCACGCGCAGGGACUCGGAGUCAUGAGGUCCUGUACCACCGCCGUCGAGCUGUUCAAGAACGUGUGCGAGCGUGGGUCGUGGGGCUCGCGCCUGAUGCUGGCCCACGCGGCCUGGCGCGCGCGGGACUCCGACUCCUCGCUGCUGCAGUACCUGGCGCUGGCCGAGCGAGGGUACGAGCUGGCACAGACUAAUGCUGCCUUCUUACUCGAUAAUGGCGAGGUGCGGCUGUUCCCGGGCAGCGAGCGCUGGUCCCGCGCGCUGCAGCUGUGGUCCCGCGGCGCGGCGCAGGGCUGCGGCGCGGCGCGCGUCAAGCUCGGCGACUACCACUACUACGGGCUCGGGACCCCGCAGGACCUCGAGGCCGCCGCCUACCACUACAGGAUAGCAUCAGAGCAGCUGCACAACGCGCAGGCGACGUUCAACCUGGGCUACAUGCACGAGCGCGGGCUGGGGCUGGCGCAGGACGCGCACCUCGCCAAGCGCUGCUACGACCUGGCGGCGGACUCGUCGGCCGACGCGCGCCUGCCCGCCGCGCUCGCGCUCGCCCGCCUCAACGCGGCCACCGCGCUGCAGAAUAUACUUGACUCCUUCUUCCAGAGCCCGCUGGCCGUGAUCUUCCUGUCCGGGGAGUCGCCGCUGGUGUCCAACUGGGACCUGUACCUCAUCACGGCGCUGCUGGGCGCGCUGGGCCUGGUCGUGUACCUGCGCAGGCCCGGCCCGCAGCCCGCGCACUAGACUAUAUACUGUGUAUAUAAGUGAUGUGAACCCUCGUGUAAAUAAAAUGUGAUGUUUAUUUAAUCUUAA
Trichoplusia ni (cabbage looper) is the source of this 2600-nucleotide messenger RNA. RefSeq names its product protein sel-1 homolog 1 (gene Hrd3). Gene Ontology annotation, biological process: ERAD pathway. The coding region runs from base 294 to 2531 and encodes 745 amino acids. Gene Ontology annotation, molecular function: protein binding. Lineage: Eukaryota; Metazoa; Arthropoda; Insecta; Lepidoptera; Noctuidae. Gene Ontology annotation, cellular component: endoplasmic reticulum membrane. The record is from RefSeq and is a predicted model, not a curated record. The transcript has 14 exons.